CGUGCCGGGCCAGGAGCCCCCCGCAGCCCCCAGAGCCCCUCAGGCCCGGCCGGGGCGGAGCGUGGGGUGGAGGCGGCGGGCGGAAGGGCGCUGGGGCCGGAAGAUGGCCGAGCCGGAGGCGCAGCUGCUGCUGGCCGUGGGGCUGAUCGAAAAAGACACCAGUGGCGAUGCGCUGUGGGUCUGGUGCUAUCCGUCCGUGACAGCGGAGCUGAGGAAUCUGUUGCUGCGGAAAAGCUGCCUCACGGAUGAAAACAAACUGCUUCAUACCUUUGUGUUUGGCCAGUACAAAAGGUCGUGGUUCUACAUCACAACUGUGGAAGUUCAAGAAUCGCCGGUCUUGAAAAAGGUGACCCACUUCUCCAUUGUUCUGACAGCCAAAGACUUCAACCCGGAGAAAUAUGCAGCCUUCACUAGGAUACUCUGUAGAAUCUACUUGAAGCAUGGAAGUCCAGUUAAAAUGAUGGAGAGUUACAUUGCAGUCCUUACAAAGGGGGUCUGCCAAAGCGAAGAAAAUGGAUCUUUCCUCAGCAAAGACUUCGAUGCUCGGAAGGCUUACCUUGCUGGGUCCAUUAAAGAUAUAGUAUCUCAGUUUGGAAUGGAAACAGUUAUCUUAUAUACAGCACUGAUGUUAAAGAAGAGAAUUGUGGUAUAUCAUCCUAGAAUAGAAGCCAUCCAGGAGUUUACCAGGACUUUGCCUGCUUUAGUGUGGCAUCGACAAGACUGGUCAAUUCUUCAUUCGUACGUGCAUCUAAAUGAAGAGGAAGUGGAAGCCUUAAAAGCCUGCACAGGUUACAUUGCUGGAUUUACAGAUUCUGAAGUGAACAGCAGACCAGACCUCUACGAUGUGUAUGUGAAUUUGGCAGACAGUGAGAUCACCAUUUCCCCUCUAGUAAAAGAGGCAAUGACAAUGGGAAAACUUCACAAAGAAAUCGGACAACUAAUUGUUCAAUCUGCAGAAGACCCAGAUAAAUCAGACAGCCAAGUCAUUAAGGAUAUUUCUCUGAAGACAAAAGAAAUCUUGGCUACACUAGCCUCCCUCACUGAAGUUUCUGAUGGCAAUGAAAAACCAACCCUUAACUCUGAGGCCCUGAAACAAAAGCGAUUUCCACCAGCUACAGAAAACUUUCUUUUUCAUUUAGCAGCUGCUGAACAAAUGCUUAAAAUCUGAUUUUGAUGCACUUCAGUGUUGUGGACCAGUUCAAAAAUACUCUCUUUGCCAUACAAAUAGGAAUACCCAAUUUUUGUAUGGGAAAAUUUAAGGUGUAAAGUUGAAUGCCAUAUUUACCAUGUAAUAAUGCAGAAUAUCAGAGCUUGACCUGGAACAUACGGAGGCGUAUUUAGGAACGUUCCUGGUGUCAUUAUCUUUUCCCAGCUAUAACUUUGUAUGUAAGGCUCUCAUAUUUCAUAUGACAGUGUGGGUGUGUAUACGUGUAGCAUGGGCACGUGUGUCCAGGCUGUGCCAGGCAUUGUAGCGGCCGUUUGUCGUGCAGAGUCCAGAUGUUGGGCAGCUCUGUUCUUACUCUGCCCUGCCCUCCUUGUGUCUGGAACGUUGGGCAGCUCUGUUCUUACUCUGCCCUGUCCUCCUUGUGUCUGGAACACAGGCUGCAGCAGGUCAGCUGCAAAGCCAACACAUUUGGGAAGUGCUAGUCUGCACAGGGAUACACUGAUCACGUUGUUGGUCUGAGUGCUCACUCUGGGCUUCCAGGUAUGUCGGGGGGUCAGAUACUGCUCUUCUGGACUCUCUGAGACCUGGAAAUCCCAAAUAAAUGGAAAAGUUCUCUUCUUUCUACUUGAAUUUGUCUAGGUGUAAAAAAGGAUGUCUGGGGACAAUCUGACAUGGUAGCCUUACUAUAGAGAGGAAGAGGUAUUUUAAAGCUUGUGUUGGAGUUAAGCACCUCUUGGACUCUUGCCUUAUAAGUUCCCUUUUCACUCCGUCCCAUGCCUCUGCCAGAGGAAAAAGAGGACAGGAUUAGUUUAUUUAAAUUGGGGGCUUCCUAGGAGCCCACAGAGAAGUGCUGCUUCACAGCUGGAGUCAGUUAACAAGCUGUUGGGGCUCUCAUCUGAGAAGAUACCUGGCCUUUAGUUCCUGAGCCAUGUGAUAGAAAAUGAGAUUAGUUGAAGCCUAAUGGACCAGAAGUGUCCAAAUGGCUGCUUCCAUAGAUGGGGCAGCAGCUUCUUGCACUGCUGGAGCUGUAGCACGGGUACUAUCUGAUGGUGCUCUGUGUAGGCGACACGGAGGUGGGAACUUUUGAAGUAAUAGUGAAAACUAGAACACGGUUUAUUGAAAAUUAAAACAUUCCUACUCGUUUGGUCUCCUAGCUGUAUCUCAAGAGAUUUUUUUCUUUCAUUGAGCAGCCUGAAACUAACUGCUUUGUAAUCUUCUGAGAAGAAUUUAGAUUCUCUGUAGGGAAAUACUCUGAGCCAAGCAAUCUGUAUUUCUUCAGAAAUGUUCACAGAAAACAGUCAAUUCUGCCGUAGCACUUUGUUAUAAGAAAAAAUAACCUUUUUUUCCUGGCCUUUGUACAGAGAGGCUUUAGCAUGUGGUUUUACAUAGAGAUUUUAUACUGACGACUAAAACUUUAGUAAUCAAUAUUUAUAUUGUUAAAUAAUCGGAUGUUUGCUAUUCUGAAAUUGUUGGAGCUCAUCAAUAACCAUGUGCAAGCAGUAGCAGUCUGGAAAAGGGUUGUCCUUUUGCUACAUAUCAUACAUGAAGAAAAUCUAUCGUAGAAUGUGGCUAAGGAAUGUGGCACCUGUGUAUAAAAGCUAGCUCUUACAGCCAGUAAAUGAAACUGCCUCAGAACAAUCCCGUUUUCAGGGGUAUGAAACCUACUUUAACCAUUUACUCUGCAGUUUCGAUUCUGUACACAGGGGAAUGUUUUUUUUGUUUUUUCUUUGAGAAAAAUUCUGCAACUGCCAUCAUUUGCCUGUAAGUGCAUUUUUUCUGCAUUUGGCCAUUAACGUGGUAUGGGAUAAUUUUGGGGGUGUACAGGAGGGGUUGUUUUUCCCAUUAAUGGUUCUUUAAUACUGCUGCUUCUGUUUGGGCACUUUUGUAACAUUUGGAACAGCAAAACAGCAAAAUAGUGCGGAAAAUUCUGUUCAGGACUUACCUUGAUGCCUACCAAAACUGUCUGUCCCCCAGAAAAACCUGAAGAUACUUCAUAUCAGCUCUCUUAUUGCCACCUUGUAACUGUGAAGAAAUGCACUUAGUUCCUUUUUAACAAAAAGCCUUCAGGUGUAUGUCAUUAGGUAGUAUGGGUGUGAGGGACAACCACAAAAAGCAGAGAAGCUCAGAUACAAAGUAAAUAUUGAAUGCUUUUUUUGCUUUCUGUUUUCUUAAAAGUGGAGAAGCCUCAGUGGUAGAUCUUGUGUUCUAACAUUCGUGUGACACAAAUGAACUGUAAUUUUGCACUUAAGGAACUCGACUCAUAGCAUGCUUAUGCCUAUUAAAAAGAAUCCUGAACAGCCUA
This is a messenger RNA of Oxyura jamaicensis (ruddy duck), 3467 nucleotides long. It is a transcript of the gene DENND10, whose product is annotated as DENN domain containing 10. Gene Ontology annotation, biological process: regulation of early endosome to late endosome transport; protein transport. Gene Ontology annotation, molecular function: small GTPase binding; guanyl-nucleotide exchange factor activity. NCBI's taxonomy places the organism in Eukaryota, Metazoa, Chordata, Aves, Anseriformes, Anatidae. Gene Ontology annotation, cellular component: late endosome. Bases 104 to 1168 code for a protein of 354 amino acids. The transcript is spliced from 9 exons. The record is from RefSeq and is a predicted model, not a curated record.